Messenger RNA from Daucus carota subsp. sativus, 2051 nucleotides. Its product is annotated as L-ascorbate oxidase. The record is from RefSeq and is a predicted model, not a curated record. Gene Ontology annotation, cellular component: plasmodesma; extracellular region. Lineage: Eukaryota; Viridiplantae; Streptophyta; Magnoliopsida; Apiales; Apiaceae. The transcript is spliced from 5 exons. The coding region runs from base 107 to 1858 and encodes 583 amino acids. Gene Ontology annotation, molecular function: oxidoreductase activity; copper ion binding.
GCCAAAUAGACCACAACAUAACCAUAUAAAUACACUCCAAUUUGCUCUAUCUUACUUGCAAUACUAUCUCCACUAGUGUGGUUCUUUUUCUCAUUCUCAACACAACAUGGCCUUGGCCUCUCUGGCUGCUAGAUCGUGUGUUCUUGUCAUUGUUUUCGGUUUGUGUUUUUUGUCGAUAUCGAUCGAGGCUAAGAGGUCUAGUACCAAAGUUGUUAAUUUCAAAUGGGAAGUGGAGUACAUGCAUUGGUCACCGGAUUGUAAUGAAGGCGUUGUGAUGGGGAUCAAUGGCCAGUUUCCGGGCCCGACGAUCCGUGCUCGUGCCGGGGACACUGUCGUCGUCGAAUUGACGAACAAGCUUCCCACGGAAGGAGUCGUGAUCCAUUGGCAUGGAAUCAGACAGAUGGGAACACCGUGGGCAGACGGAACUGCAGCCAUUUCACAGUGUGCUAUAAACCCUGGAGAGACCUUCAUUUAUAAGUUCAUAGUUGACAAGGCUGGUACGUAUUUCUAUCAUGGACACUACGGGAUGCAGAGAUCUGCAGGUUUGUACGGAUCACUCAUAGUGGAUGUAGCAGAAUACAAGAAGGAGCCUUUCCAUUAUGAUGGAGAAUUCAAUUUACUGCUCAGCGAUUGGUGGCACAAAAAUGCACAUGAACAAGAGCUUGAUCUCUCAUCCAAACCGUUUCGUUGGAUAGGCGAACCCCAGAGCUUGCUGUUGAACGGGAGGGGACAAUACAAUUGUUCUUUAGCUGCGCAAUUUAGCAAUCCUCCGUUAAGUCAGUGCAAGUUUACGGGGACGGAACAAUGUGCACCUCAGACCAUGACUGUGCAGCCAAACAAAAUUUACAGGCUCCGCAUUGCAAGCACCACUGCCUUGGCUUCCCUCAACUUAGCCAUUGGGGGUCACAAAAUGGUGGUAGUAGAGGCUGAUGGAAACUACGUUGAGCCAUUUUCAGUAUACGACAUGGACAUAUAUUCAGGAGAAAGUUACUCAAUCUUGUUCAAAGCAGAUCAAAACCCAUCACAGAACUACUGGAUUUCAGUUGGAGUAAGAGGCCGAAAGCCCAACACACCACAAGCCCUAACCAUUCUAAACUAUAGCCCAACAUUGUCCACCAAGCUUCCCACUUCUAGGCCUCCAACGACGCCGCUUUGGAAUGAUUAUUACCAUAGCAAGUCAUUCACUAACCGAAUCAAAGCCUUACGUGGAUCACCAAAGCCACCCACAACUUACAAUCGUCGCAUCAUGCUACUCAAUACUCAAAACAGAAUCGAUGGCUUUACAAAAUGGGCGAUCAAUAAUAUUUCAUUAAGUCUACCGGUAACACCUUAUUUAGGUUCUAUCAAGUACAAUCUCAAAAAUGCAUUCGCGAACUCUCAGCCUCCUGACUCUUUCUCGCCAUCUUACGAUGUUAUGAGACCGCCGGUUAAUCCAAACACAACACAUGGAGACGGGAUCUACAUGCUCAAAUUUAACUCAACUAUCGACGUGAUACUACAAAAUGCAAACGCGUUAGCUGAUAAUGUGAGCGAAAUCCAUCCUUGGCACUUGCACGGACACGAUUUUUGGGUGUUGGGAUACGGAGAGGAAAAGUUUACGGACAAAGACGUGGUGAAAUUUAAUUUGAAGAAUCCGCCUUUGAGGAACUCGGUGGUUAUAUUUCCGUAUGGAUGGACUGCAUUGAGAUUUGUGGCUGAUAAUCCAGGUGCAUGGGCGUUUCAUUGUCACAUAGAACCACAUUUGCAUAUGGGAAUGGGAGUAGUGUUUGCAGAAGGCAUCUAUCGACUUAAGAACAUACCAAAGGAAGCACUGACUUGCGGCUUAACAGGAAAAAUGUUCAUGGACAGGAAACACUAGUUCGGAGAUUUCACCUCGUAAAUUAAUUUUCGUUGUGCUUCUUUACGAGUGAAGAAUCCGGAUUGUUGUCCUCCAAAGAUCCAUCGUAUCAUUUUGUAUCUCCCGCAUUUUAGUUCAGUGCGGAAUAGUUUGUUCUGGCGUUGUUUAUCAGUUACGGAUACAAAUUACAAAUUACUAUUCCAACUAUGAAGAA